Messenger RNA from Cotesia congregata, 1305 nucleotides. The record is from the annotation of a GenBank genome assembly. Lineage: Eukaryota; Metazoa; Arthropoda; Insecta; Hymenoptera; Braconidae.
AUGCCGAUCCAAAGUAUUAAAGCACGUCAAAUUUACGACUCUCGUGGUAACCCAACUGUCGAGGUCGACUUGGUGACUGAAAACGGAUUAUUCAGAGCAGCUGUUCCAUCUGGUGCUUCCACUGGAGUCCACGAAGCUCUUGAACUCCGUGACAAUGACAAAUCCAAGUACCAUGGAAAAUCAGUCUUCAAGGCUGUCGACAACAUCAACUCAAUUAUUGCUCCUGAAUUAUUGAAAGCUGGACUAGAAGUAACUCAGCAAACAGACAUCGACAACUUCCUGUUGAAACUCGAUGGAACCCCGAACAAGGCUAAGCUGGGUGCAAACGCUAUUUUGGGUGUUUCCUUGGCUGUCUGCAAAGCUGGAGCUGCCAAGAAAGGCAUUCCUCUUUACAAAUACAUCGCUGAGUUGGCUGGAAACAAGGACAUCAUCCUCCCAGUGCCAGCUUUCAAUGUAAUCAACGGAGGCUCUCACGCUGGUAACAAACUUGCCAUGCAAGAAUUCAUGAUUUUGCCCGUGGGUGCUGCUAACUUUACUGAAGCCAUGAAAAUGGGCAGUGAAGUCUACCAUCACUUGAAAAAUGGAAUCAAGAAGAAGUUCGGGCUUGAUGCUACUGCUGUUGGUGACGAGGGUGGCUUUGCACCUAACAUUCUUGAGAACAAGGAAGCUCUUAACUUAAUCAUUGAUGCUAUCAAGACUGCUGGAUACGAAGGAAAGAUCAAGAUCGGUAUGGAUGUCGCAGCCUCUGAGUUCCACAAGAACGGAAAGUACGACUUGGACUUCAAGAACGAAAAAUCAGACCCCGCUACUUAUUUGGAGCCAGAUGCGUUGAAAAACCUGUACUUGGAUUGGGUCAAAGAUUUCCCAAUUGUGUCUAUUGAAGAUCCCUUUGACCAAGAUGGUUGGGACUCCUGGACUUCAAUCACUGCUUCCACUCCUAUUCAAAUUGUUGGUGACGAUCUGACAGUAACUAACCCAGAAAGAAUCAAGACAGCAAUUGAGAAGAAAGCUUGCAACUGUCUUCUCUUGAAGGUCAACCAAAUUGGCAGCGUUACUGAGUCAAUAAACGCUCACAAUUUGGCCAAGAGCGCCGGAUGGGGUACAAUGGUGUCUCAUCGUUCCGGUGAGACUGAAGAUACAUUUAUCGCUGACUUGGUUGUCGGUUUGUCAACUGGACAAAUCAAAACUGGAGCACCUUGCCGUUCUGAGCGAUUGGCCAAGUACAACCAAAUCUUGCGUAUCGAGGAGGAACUUGGUGCCAAUGCCAAGUUUGCUGGGGAGAAAUUCCGUCACCCAACUGCCUAG